Molecule: messenger RNA, 1798 nt
Organism: Lathyrus oleraceus (garden pea)
Lineage: Eukaryota; Viridiplantae; Streptophyta; Magnoliopsida; Fabales; Fabaceae
Product: CBL-interacting serine/threonine-protein kinase 1
Exons: 12
Coding region: 222-1565 (447 amino acids)
Biological process (GO): signal transduction; protein phosphorylation
Molecular function (GO): protein serine/threonine kinase activity; ATP binding
Source: RefSeq, a predicted model, not a curated record
UUAUAAGAGUGGUUGAAAACCAAGAUGUAUAGAGAAUGGUGUAGCAUUCUCUUUCAAUCUCCAUCCAUUUCAUCUCUUCCAAUUCCCUUCUUCCAAAUCAAGUACUUUGCUAUAUUUAAUUUCUUAACCAUCGUCUUAUCUACCCUUCUUCUACUAUCUCAUGUGUUACACAUUGAAACAAGAAAAGCAUAGGGGAUUCACUGUCACUAAAAGACACAAAAAUGGUGAUGUUGAACCUUGGAAAGAAGCAUGGUAAGAACAAGUUGGAGAAUGAACAAGGAGUGAGACUUGGGAAAUAUGAGUUGGGUAGGACUCUUGGCGAGGGCAAUUUCGGUAAAGUAAAGUUUGCUAGGGACACUCAUUCUCAACAACCUUAUGCUAUUAAGAUUGUUGACAAGAACAAGAUCAUUGAUCUCAAUAUUACCAACCAGAUAAAGAGGGAAAUAGGUACCUUAAAGCUCCUAAGGCAUCCCAAUGUUGUUAAAUUAUAUGAGGUAUUGGCUAGUAAAACAAAAAUUUGCAUGGUACUUGAGUACGUGACUGGACAAGAGUUAUUUCACAAAAUUGCUUCCAAGGGUAAACUUAAUGAAACCGAAGGUAGAAAGCUGUUCCAGCAGUUGAUCGACGGCGUGAGCUACUGCCAUAGCAGAGGUGUCUUCCACAGGGAUAUCAAGCUUGAGAAUGUACUUGUGGAUGCUAAAGGAAAUCUAAAGAUAACUGAUUUUGGCCUUAGUGCUUUACCCCAACAAUUUAGGGAAGAUGGGUUGUUGCAUACAACAUGUGGAAGUCCAAACUAUGUUGCACCAGAGAUUCUUGCUAAUAGGGGAUAUAAUGGUGCAUCAUCAGAUGUAUGGUCAUGUGGUGUUAUUUUGUAUGUACUCCUAACAGGAUACCUACCUUUUGACGAUAGAAAUCUCGCAGUUCUCUAUCAGAAGGUUUCGAAAGGAGAUUGUCAGAUGCCGAAAUGGUUAUCGUAUGGUGCACGAAACAUUAUAAAGAGGAUUCUUGAUCCCAACCCUGAAACCAGAAUAACAAUGGCGGGGAUCAGAGAAGAUUUGUGGUUCAAGGAAGGAUAUAAGCAAGCAGAUCCCGAUGAUGACGAGGAUGAGGAUGUAUACGUUGACAAUCGAGCCUUUUCCAUCAAUGAAUUGACACAUGAAGAAGAAAAAAGGAGAUCGGAAUCUCCGAUCCGUAUCAAUGCAUUUGAGUUGAUAGGGAUGUCUUCAAGCCUAGACCUGUCUGGACUUUUUGAGAACGAGGAUGUAUCUGAGAGGAAGAUAAGGUUUACAACUAACCUUUCAGCCCAAGAUCUGAUGAAGAAGAUUGAAGAUUCUGUGGCAGAUACGGAAUUUAGAGUUCGAAAGAAAAACGGCAAAAUAAAAGUGAUUCAAGAAAAUAAGGAGCAUAAAACCCCUGGCAGCCUCUCGGUGACAAUAGAGGUUUUUGAAAUAAGUUCAUCAUUGUAUGUAGUAGAAAUAAGAAAGUGUUAUGGAGAUGCCUCUGUAUAUAGACAGUUAUGCAAGAAAUUAUUAAAUGAUUUCGGUGUUCCCCAAGGAAAGCACUAGUGAGCUCAGAAGUGAAAAUAUUCGGAAUGGCAUAUCGAAAUUGUGGCAUUCAUUGAUCUUACCGGUCAUUGUGACUUUUCUUCUUCUUAUAUAUAGAAACAAAGGUAGUAAUAUGUUACAGAAUAGUGGCAGCAGUUUUGAAUAUAGCAUCAAUUAAACAGUUGAACCCUGAACAUCUCUAUGUAAAAGCUAAAUUUCAAUGAUAUUGAAAUUGGAUAUAUUUUCUUGCAUCA